UAGAGAGCAUGGAAAACAUCGAUGAACCGAGUUAUCAGCUCCAACCAGCUGUCCCUAUUAUUUAAUAAAGGCACAUUAUUAUUGGCCCCAUUCGUUUGGAGAAACUUGAAUCAAAUAUCGUAGCACAAGAUGGCCAAGAGCCCGGAAAACAUAGCGCUGGAUCAGCUGGACAAGGAUCAAAUGAAGACGUUCUCCGACUUCCUGAUGUCCUACAACAAGCUGUCCGAGAGGUGCUUCACAGACUGCGUGCGCGACUUUACAUCCCGGGAUGUCAAGGAUACCGAGGAGAAGUGCUCGCUGAACUGCAUGGAGAAGUACCUUAAGAUGAACCAGCGGGUCUCGCAGCGCUUCCAGGAGUUCCAGGUGGUCGCCAACGAGAAUGCCCUGGCCAUGGCCCAAAAGACUGGCAAACUUUAGGUGUUAUUAACAAUCUUAACUAGUUUAGACAACUGAGAUGAUGCAUUUUUCCUGCAUUUGUCAUAGUAGCUGAGUAAAGAGUAAAGAAACGAGUUGACGGUAUCUACUA
Messenger RNA from Drosophila gunungcola (fruit fly), 526 nucleotides. It is a transcript of the gene Tim9a, whose product is annotated as mitochondrial import inner membrane translocase subunit Tim9. NCBI's taxonomy places the organism in Eukaryota, Metazoa, Arthropoda, Insecta, Diptera, Drosophilidae. Bases 130 to 417 code for a protein of 95 amino acids. The transcript has 3 exons. The record is from RefSeq and is a predicted model, not a curated record.